UCGGUCAGCUGGCUCCUCCAUCUGAACAGCAGAGAGAGCCUCUCCCAAAGGGAGACAUCACCAUCAACGCCCGACUCAGCUUCAUCGGCGGCCCGCCAGAAGAGGAGGAAAACAUGGGAGAACCGCGGCUAUAGCGGCAAUUGGAGGACUAGGAUUAUUUAUUCACCUAUUUAUUUAUUUAUUUAUUUUCCCAAUCAGGGUAAUGGCAGGGGUCCACGGCUGCGGCUGCUGAGAAGCAGGUGCAACAUCAUCGACGGAGGCAUUUCGUUCCUCGGCAUGGCCUGGGAGAGGGCCGAACCCCAGGCUGGAUCACUCCGUGGGAGGGGGCCAAAGGCUGGGCCACGCCUGGGGGCCAAAGCCUGCUAAGACUACUACCGGUACAGCUCUGUACAUUAGAGCAUUUCUAACACAUAUUUUCCUUUUAAAGCUCAAGGUUAUCCAGCACGCGUAACGCGUGCAUCUGCAAAGAAUUGAAUAAGCGCUUCCUGUAGCCGGUUAGAGGAGAGACGGUGAUUGAAUAUCGUCUAUUUUCCCCUCAGAGCGGACUGGAUCAUAACACUGUGACACUCUAACCUAACAGGCCUGAACAUUUGGCUGAGCCUCAUCCAGGUGCCAAGAUGAUAGAGAUAGACGAGGUGGUGUACCAGGACGACUACGGCUCCGGCACCGUGAUGUCGGAGCGGGUGUCGGGCCUGGCCAACAGCAUCUACCGGGAGUUCGAGCGGCUCAUCCACAGCUACGACGAGGAGGUGGUGAAGGAGCUGAUGCCGCUGGUCGUCAACGUCCUGGAGAACCUGGACGCGGUGCUCACCGAAAACCAGGAGCACGAAGUGGAGCUGGAGCUGCUGAAGGAGGACAACGAGCAGCUCAUUACCCAGUAUGAACGGGAGAAAGCGCUGCGUAAGCAGGCGGAGGAGAAAUUCAUUGAAUUUGAGGACAGCCUGGAAGCGGAUAAGAAGGAGCUGCAGAUGCAGGUGGAGCUUCUGGAGCUGCAGGGGAAGCAGUUAGAGCUAAAGACAAAGAACUACUCCGACCAGAUCACUCGUCUUGAAGAGCGUGAAGCAGAGAUGAAGAAGGAGUUCAACGCUCUUCACCAGCGCCACACUGAGAUGAUUCAGACGUACGUAGAGCACAUAGAGCGGUCCAAACUGCAGCAGGCAGGGAGUAACGGCCAACCAGAAGGCCCCGGCUGUGGACGACCUGAACGCCCCUCAUGGAGGAAAAGAGUGGACAGCAAAGUGGAGCGCCCGCCGUCGUUGAGCCUGUACCCUGGUGGCGAGGGCAUGGUACGUGGGGGUCUCGGGGGGGCUAGGAUGAUGCCCGGGAAAGACAUCUGGCAGGUCAGCGAGCUCGGCCAUUCCAUCUUCAGCUCCGCCUAUCAGGAGGACGGAUCGGAGUCUGACUCGGUUGCAGCCACACCCAGCAGCACAGGAAGCAAGUCCAAUACACCCACCUCCUCCGUCCCCUCCGCCACCAUCACCCCCAUCAACGAGGGCUUCCCCCGGCACUACGACUUCAACGGGAUGGAGACUAGAAACCGCAGGAAAAGCCCCAAGCGUCUUAGUCGGAACAUGGAGGUGCAGGUUUCCCAAGAAACCAGGAAUGUUAGCAUCGGUAUGGGAAGCAGUGAUGAAUGGUCUGAAUUUCAGGAAAUAAUUGAUUCUACACCAGAGCUGGAGAUGGGUAUGGAUUCCAGGUUGUAUGGAGGAGGAAACAGUCCUUCUCAGGGGAUUGUUAACGAGGCCUUCGGCAUCAACACUGACUCACUGUACCACGAGAUCAAAGACGCCAAGUCGGACAUCAUUGGGGACGUGGACGCAGGUGCCGAGCUGCUAGGCGAGUUUUCAGUCCGUGAUGAUUUCUUCGGGAUGGGAAAGGAGGUGGAAAAUCUUCUGACGGAGAACAAACAGCUUCUAGAGACCAAAAAUGCUCUCAACAUUGUGAAAAAUGACCUUAUUGCCAAAGUGGAUGAGCUGUCAAGUGAGCAGGAGGUUCUGAAGGAGGAGCUGGAGGCGGUGCGACAGUCUAAGAACAAGGUGGACGCCAGAAUCAAGGAGCUGGAAGAAGAAAUCAAGAGGUUAAGAGCAGAGGCAUCUCGGGACUCCAAAGACGAAGUAGGCGAUGAUUUUUCAUCGCCCAUGCAGGAUGGGGACAUGUCAAUGACCCAGCGGCGCCGCUUCACUCGGGUGGAGAUGGCCCGUGUUCUGAUGGAGAGGAACCAGUACAAAGAGAGGCUGAUGGAGCUCCAGGAGGCUGUGCGAUGGACUGAGAUGAUCAGGGCAUCUAGGGAGAGUCCUCCAAUCCAGGAGAAAAAGAAGUCCACCAUCUGGCAGUUCUUUGCGCGUCUGUUCAGCACCUCAUCCAGCCCUCCGCCUGUCAAGCGGCCAUACUCCAGCGUCAACAUCCACUACAAGUCGCCCUCGCCGGCGUUCAAUCAGCGGCGCAGCCACACCAUGUGCCAGAUCUCCACCUCCAACCGCACCCUAGAGUUCUUCCCUGAAGAACUGGCCAGUAACGGUGUUGCGUCUCUCCUCAGUGACUCGGCGCUGAUGGCGCGCCGAGAGCAGCGGCGCGAGCAGUACAGGCAGGUGCGCGAGCACAUGCGCCGCGACGACGGCAUCAUGCAGGCCUGUGGCUGGAGCGUGCCAUCUCGCCUCAAACAGACUGGUGGUCAGAUGGACGGCGCUAAGGACAGCCCGCUGAAGAGACAACAGACCAAUGAGAAGGAGGAUAACCGCAUGAAGAACGUCCCUGUCCCAGUGUACUGUCGCCCUCUGGUGGAGAAAGACCCCAACAGGAAGUUGUGGUGCGCAGCAGGAGUGGACCUGACAGGAUGGAGAGUCAGCAGCCAGGAGGUGGUGCCACUUAAAGCACCGUCAGGAAGCAGUGACCCCCUGCAGACUGAGGAGGACCGAGUGGACAAGAAGAACACAUCCCCUGAGAAGAGGAAGUCUAAGGAGCUCCAGGAGACAGACAGCAUGAACAGUCGAGUGUGGAUCCUCACCAGCACCCACUCUGCCAGCAAAGUGGUCAUCAUCGACGCCAACCAACCUGGUUCUCUGGUUGACCAGUUUAAUGUCUGCAACGCCCACGUGCUCUGCAUCUCCAGUGUGCCAGCUGCAAGCGAGAGCGAUUAUCCAGCAGGAGAAAUCGUGUUGGAUCCAGGUGAUGGAGGAGCAGGGGGUGGAGAGGACAUGGGUGGGGUGGAGGGUAUGUUGGCCGGCAUCACACUCGUUGGCUGCGCCACCAACUGCAGCGUUGCCCGUAGCAACUGCUCCUCACGUACUGACACACCCAUAAUGGACAAAGGACAAGCCCCCACUGCUCCCCCAAUGAAUGGGAAGAUCCACCCCGCCCAGUCAGCGGAGGAAGCCACAGAGGCCACAGAGGUUUCUGAAUCCACGGCCAACCACACAGAGAUUGGAUCCGGACGCCCAGGUCCCUUCACGGAGCACGUCUUCACCGAUCCUCAGCCACGUCCGGCAGAUGAUAGGAGCACAGGCCAGUCCAAAGAGGAAUCCUGUCAGCCCACAGAGUCUGAGGAGGGAGGGGAAGAAACCAAAAACUACACCAGCGUGGCCCCCACCAUGUGGCUUGGGGCACAGAAUGGCUGGCUUUACGUCCACUCUGCUGUCGGAAACUGGAAGAAGUGUCUACACUCCAUCAAACUCAAAGACUCGGUUCUCAGUCUGGUCCACGUGAAAGGUCGCGUGCUGGUCGCCCUCGCUGAUGGGACGCUCGCCAUAUUCCACAGAUCAGAAGAUGGCCAGUGGGAUUUGUCCAACUACCACCUCAUGGACCUCGGCCGGCCGCAUCACUCCAUCCGCUGCAUGGCCGUCGUCCAUGAUAAGGUGUGGUGCGGCUACAAGAACAAGAUUCAUGUCAUUCAGCCUAAAAGUAUGCAGAUUGAGAAGUCCUUCGACGCUCACCCCCGGAGGGAGAGCCAGGUGCGGCAGCUGGCCUGGAUCGGUGAUGGCGUGUGGGUGUCGAUCCGGCUAGAUUCCACCUUGCGUCUGUACCACGCACACACGCACCAGCACCUCCAGGAUGUGGAUAUCGAGCCAUACGUCAGCAAAAUGUUGGGUACUGGAAAACUGGGUUUCUCUUUUGUGCGGAUCACGGCCCUGCUGAUUGGUGGAAAUCGUCUCUGGGUGGGGACUGGAAAUGGUGUGAUCAUCUCCAUCCCACUGACGGAGACGGUGGUCCUUCACCGGGGUCAGCUCCUGGGUUUGAGGGCCAAUAAAGUGUCUCCUACGUCCUCCGGCGGUGUGAUCCAUGUGUACGGUGAUGACGGCUCUGAGAAAAGCACCGGCAGCUUCAUCCCCUACUGCUCCAUGGCCCAAGCGCAGCUGUGUUUCCAUGGACACCGUGAUGCCGUCAAGUUCUUCGUUUCCGUACCGGGUAAUGUUUUGGCCACUCUAAACGGCAGUGUUCUGGACAGUCCAUCUGAAGGUCAGAGCUCCACAGCGCCCACAGAGACGGAGGCGCAGAGCGUUCAAAAUGUGUUGGUGCUGAGCGGGGGGGAGGGCUACAUCGACUUCCGCAUAGGGGAUGGGGAGGAUGAUGAGACAGAGGAAGGAGACAGCAGCGGUGGGGCUUCGCAGAUGAAACCUGCUUUGAACAAAGCUGAGCGAAGCCACAUCAUCGUCUGGCAGGUGUCCUAUGUGCCAGAGUGAUGCCUAAAUCUGCUUUAACAUUACACCUGAACAUCUCUUUAAAGAACCCCUCCCCCCAAGAAGCUUCCAGCCACUUAAACUUUGUAAUUAUCCCCUAGUUAUGUAAAAGUCCCUUUCUGGUUCUGAAGAAACAAACCCUCCAAGCUGCGCAUCUUUCCUUGUAACUAUUAAAUCCCCCCAUCCCAUCACCUUUUAACUUUAAUGCCUUGUAAGUACCUCCUUUGACCUAGUUAUCUGCUUGCCAUCCUGUGUCUGUCCCACACAGGGCAUUGUAACCAUCAUCAUAAGCCUUGUAACUACCGCCCUCCUCUGUAACCAUCUAAUACUUACCCUGUAAGCACACGUUAUCUCCUCCUAUAUUGAACCUGGAUUGCAUCGGACCGGGGCUGCUCCUAAUCUUUUGCUAUGAAGUUAAUCAAUGGAAACUUAUCUAAAACCAAAACAAAUGAAGAAGAUACAGCAAUACGAUGGUAGCUCAAGUUGCAUUUCCAAAUAAAAAGGUCAACUGAUAGGAUAAGAAGUAAAUGAAAAUGUAUUUGGUCCCAAUGAAAGUAAAUGUUGAACAAGUUGGGUAAAUUAGAUUUCUUUUGUUUUCCUUGAAAUGCUUUACAUCCUAUCUAGGUCCUAAUUGAAUACAUGCAGCACCUUGAAAAACUAUUAAUACUCCUUGAUCUUGUCAUAUUAUGACCAUAAAUGUAAGUUACUGGGAUUUUAUGAUAAAAUAACAAAUUCAUUUAGAUGUUUCAAAGGCAAAGAGGAAAUGCACGACAAAGGUUUGAGAUUUUUUUUUGAAUUGGUAAAAAAAACGUGGACAACCAACCAUCCUCAUCAAUCCUCUUAACUUCCUUUUAUUUAAACCUUUGCACUGUAGCUCUGGCUGUAUAUUUAAGGUGAACCUCCUCUUCGGUUCUUCUGCAGCCUUCUCAAACACAAGUGGAUUCUCUUUCCUAAUUAGGUGACAUUUGUAGCUGGCAGGAAAUUUUAUUAAGGAGUAUUAGAGUAUUGGAGGCUAAAUACAGAUUUAUGCCACACAUUUCGUAUCAAAGACAUUGAAGUUUGUGAUCGUAACAUGACAAGGUUGGGAAUUUUUCAAGGAACUGUGUUUCAUACACACUUAACGAGGAAACUCCUGGAAAUAUGUGGUGCAGCAGCCUAGAGCAAAUGAAAGGUCAGACCAUGUCCACAUCCACUCCGACUGGCCCAGUUUAAUCCUUCAGUUCCUAAAUAAUCUCCCUCUCUGACUGGCUGCUGAUCAAAUGCUUUGGUGUGAGGCAGGUAAAUAAUGGCAUGUUGUUAUUUUAUGUACAGGGAUAACUGUAAAUGUCCAGACGCACUGAAGCCCAUCCUCUUUGUUCAGUAUGGAAACUCAUGCAUUGAUCGCUAUCUGUGGAUUAAAUAUUAAAACAUAUUUGUGUGUCAAAAGCAA
This is a messenger RNA of Girardinichthys multiradiatus, 6102 nucleotides long. RefSeq names its product C-Jun-amino-terminal kinase-interacting protein 3-like. Gene Ontology annotation, biological process: vesicle-mediated transport. The record is from RefSeq and is a predicted model, not a curated record. The transcript is spliced from 35 exons. Gene Ontology annotation, cellular component: cytoplasm. Gene Ontology annotation, molecular function: JUN kinase binding; signaling receptor complex adaptor activity; MAP kinase scaffold activity. NCBI's taxonomy places the organism in Eukaryota, Metazoa, Chordata, Actinopteri, Cyprinodontiformes, Goodeidae. Bases 618 to 4676 code for a protein of 1352 amino acids.